This is a messenger RNA of Pneumocystis murina B123, 519 nucleotides long. RefSeq lists its product as hypothetical. Gene Ontology annotation, cellular component: ribosome; mitochondrial large ribosomal subunit. Bases 40 to 483 code for a protein of 147 amino acids. Gene Ontology annotation, molecular function: structural constituent of ribosome. The record is from RefSeq and is a predicted model, not a curated record. The transcript is spliced from 3 exons. Gene Ontology annotation, biological process: mitochondrial translation. Lineage: Eukaryota; Fungi; Ascomycota; Pneumocystomycetes; Pneumocystales; Pneumocystaceae.
UAAAACAUCAUUUUCAUGAAAAAGUAGAUCUACUUAUCUAUGAAGCCGCCUUUUAAAUUAGGGAAAAAACCAGUUUAUUUGCCAAAUAUUGUUUUUACUUUAUUGCGGAGUCCUUAUCUUUUACCAACUCAAGCAGCUUUUAAAGUCCCAAUAACGGUUAACAAGUUUGAUGUUAAGGAUUAUCUUUUUCAUAUAUAUCGGAUUGAGGUUACUCGUGUAAGAUCAAUGAUAUGUUAUCGCAAGAGAAUUCGUAGAAAAGAUUAUACAAAGAUGCUUGAGAGGACACCGUCGUUCAAGAAAGUUAUCGUUGACAUGAAAGAGCCAUUUAUAUAUCCUAAAGAACCGGAAAAUUUGGAUCCGUGGAAUAAAAGAUAUACGGAUGGACUUCAAUUAUGGACACAAUCAAAGAUAUUUAGGAGGCGACGUCGUGAGCCAAAGAUCUGGAAAGAACUUAGAAAAGUUAAAAAUGCAAUAGCAAGAUAAUUUAUUUGCUUUAUGAAUUAUAAAAAAAAUACAAGA